Messenger RNA from Alnus glutinosa, 1811 nucleotides. RefSeq lists its product as uncharacterized. Lineage: Eukaryota; Viridiplantae; Streptophyta; Magnoliopsida; Fagales; Betulaceae. The transcript has 16 exons. The coding region runs from base 168 to 1613 and encodes 481 amino acids. The record is from RefSeq and is a predicted model, not a curated record.
AUCCUCACAGAACACUGUCAUGUCAAUUUCCCAGGAGGAGGGCCCGAGGCAUUUUCCUAGGCAACAGCAUACCACCCUGUUCCGAUACCCAUCAGAUUUCCCCACCUGGCCCAGGCCUACUUAUCCUGGUUUUCUCAAAUUUUGAGCGCAACAGUAACUCGUAACCCAUGAGUUUCGCCUUGGCGCGCUUCAUCUUCCACACCGGGGGGGUUUUCUCACAAGCGGCAAGUACCACCAGAAACUAUGGCUCUCUCCUUUUAACCCCAAGGAAAAGAAAAUUUACAACAACUGUCAUACCCGUAGCUCAUAAGUCAGAUGAAGAGCUGUUGGUGGUAGUUGGGGGUGGAGCAGCUGGGGUUUUUGGGGCAAUUAGAGCAAAGACCCUUGCGCCUAAUCUGAAAGUGGUGGUUAUUGAGAAAGGAAAACCUCUGUCAAAGGUGAAAAUAUCUGGCGGUGGCCGGUGCAAUGUCACAAAUGGGCAUUGUGCUGACAAUUUGAUUCUGGCAGAACAUUAUCCAAGGGGUCAUAAAGAACUGAGAGGAUCUUUCUUCAACAUGCAUGGCCCAGCGGAUACCAUGUCCUGGUUCUCUGAUCAUGGGGUGGAACUUAAGAUUGAGGACGAUGGAAGGGUAUUUCCUGUCAGUAACAGUUCUUCUUCAAUAAUUGAUUGUCUCAUGUCUGAAGCAACGAAGUUAGGAGUUUCUCUGCAGACUGGAAAAGUUGUGACAACUGCUUCUGCUACUGGUGGUGGAAAAUUCAUCAUCAAGAUUGAGAAGCGGACAAUCAAUUAUGUCGAACAUGUUGAUGCUGAUUAUCUAUUGAUUGCUAGUGGAAGUAGUCCGCAGGGUUACAGUCUUGCAGCUCAGCUUGGUCAUUCUACUGUAGAUCCAGUGCCAAGUUUAUUUACUUUCAAGAUUGAGGAUCCUCUGUUGGCAGAGUUGUCAGGGGUGACAAUCCCUAAAGUUAAAGCGAAACUGAAAUUAGAAAAUGUCCAAAGGAACAUACCGCAGCUAACACAGGUUGGGCCGUUGUUAGUCACACAUUGGGGACUCAGUGGGCCUGUAAUUCUUAGGCUAUCUGCUUGGGGGGCCCGUGAUCUGUUCAGUUUAGGUUACAAAGGGAAACUUAUAGUGGAUUUUUCACCUGAUUGGCAUAUAGAAGAUGUGAAGUCCAUCCUUAGUAAACACAAGAAUCGGUUUGCGAAGCAAAAAGUGCUCAAUUCAUGUCCUUCAGAAUUUGGCCUUGUCAAGAGAUUUUGGAAAUAUAUAUUGGAUCGUGAGGGUUUAUUUGGAGAUAUGUUGUGGGCUUCCAUUUCUAAUAACUUAUUAAUUUCUGUUGCUUCUCUGUUAAAGAAUUGUACUUUCACAGUGACAGGGAAGGGUCAAUUUAAGGAUGAAUUUGUCACUGCUGGAGGUGUGCCGCUUUCUGAGAUAUCGCUGAAUACAAUGGAAAGCAAAAUACAUUCAAAUCUAUACUUUGCAGGAGAGGUACUGAAUGUUGAUGGUGUAACUGGCGGUUAUAAUUUCCAGAAUGCUUGGUCUGGUGGAUACAUUGCGGGAACAAAUAUUGGUAAAUCAGCACUUGGUGCUUAUCUUCAGGAGGGGGUUCUAUGACAAACAUUUGGCCAUGCCUGCUGAGCCAUUAAUUGGUUAGCUUCCACACAGAUAGAGCAUGUUCAAUUGUUCUGAUCAAAAGAGUUUUCUUCAAUUUUGAUUUUGAUUCUCAUUAACAACUUAAUUACGUUUUUCUCAACAAUCUAGUUUGUUAUCCGCAGAGAGAUGAAUGAAUGCGCGGUGAAAUAUUUUGAGGUU